GCUGGCCUCAAAAAUCACUCAUUUACUAGCUCCUCCUCCAACUGUUGAGAGAGAAGAAACCCAAGAAGAGAUUUUUGAAGGGUUUAGAAAGAGAGAAAGAGAUGAAGAUACAGUGCAACGUGUGCGAGGCAGCUGAGGCCAACGUACUAUGCUGUGCAGACGAGGCAGCUCUGUGCUGGGCUUGUGAUGAGAAGGUUCACAAAGCCAACAAGCUCGCAAGCAAGCACCAGAGGGUUCCUCUGUCUGCAUCUCACAUGCCCAAAUGCGAUAUCUGCCAGGAGGCAGUUGGGUAUUUUUUCUGUUUAGAAGAUCGAGCUUUGCUCUGUAGAACAUGUGAUGUUGCUAUACACGCUGCUAAUAGCUUGGUGUCAGCUCACCGGAGGUUUUUGCUCACCGGAAUCAAAGUUGGCCCUGAGCCAACUGAGCCUGAUUCUGGAGGUGGUGGUGGUGGUGGUGGUGGUGUUGUUGGUGUUGGUGUUGGUGCCUCUUCUUCUUCUGUCAAGUCACGUUCUGGGUCUGGGUCUGGGUCGAGAUGCGAUACGCACAAUCCAAUGCCUGUGGAGUGCAAGGUAGCACCGGCCGGUGUUGAUGUGAUGCCUUUUGCUGGGGGUUCUUCAGCUGGGACUGUUCCUCAGUGGCAUAUAGAUGACUUUCUGGGACUCUCUGAUUUUGAUCAGAGUUUUAGCUACACUGAAAAUGGAUCUUCCAAGGCUGACUGCGGUAAACUUGGGGAGUAUGACUCACCAGCUUUAAAAUCAUCUGAGGAGGAAAUGGAAGAUUAUGAGUGCAUAGGUGAGGUGCCAGAGACCUCUUGGAUGGUACCCCAGAUACCUUCCCCACCUACAGCCUCGGGACUCUACUGGCCUAGAAGUUCUCAGAUUUCAUCUGAUUUUGCAAUGUUUGUUCCAGACAUUUGCCACUCACAAAUGCAAAACCCUCUUUAUUCUCAACAUAAUGCUGGGCUGAUGUGACAUCUUAGACAAUCGUAACAACUGAUGACCUGUCCAUGACUGUUUGCCUCCCAUGUCUUGUGCAUUGGCUUCUCUCUUUCACAUGCAGUUUACAGAGGCUCACAAGGGCUGAUGCUAGCAUUUUUUAUAUUUGAUAUGGUUAAGACUGUGAAGCAGUAUGAUUGAACUAAUAUGUCAUUGGUUCUCAUUGAGAUGCAUUGAGCAUCACAAAUAAAAGUUUAUCCGUCUAUA
Messenger RNA from Prunus dulcis (almond), 1202 nucleotides. RefSeq names its product B-box zinc finger protein 22. Gene Ontology annotation, cellular component: nucleus. Gene Ontology annotation, biological process: regulation of DNA-templated transcription; photomorphogenesis. The coding region runs from base 102 to 971 and encodes 289 amino acids. Gene Ontology annotation, molecular function: zinc ion binding. The record is from RefSeq and is a predicted model, not a curated record. NCBI's taxonomy places the organism in Eukaryota, Viridiplantae, Streptophyta, Magnoliopsida, Rosales, Rosaceae. The transcript is spliced from 4 exons.